Messenger RNA from Exophiala xenobiotica, 3283 nucleotides. RefSeq lists its product as uncharacterized. NCBI's taxonomy places the organism in Eukaryota, Fungi, Ascomycota, Eurotiomycetes, Chaetothyriales, Herpotrichiellaceae. The coding region runs from base 317 to 3094 and encodes 925 amino acids. The transcript has 3 exons. Gene Ontology annotation, biological process: small GTPase-mediated signal transduction; cytoskeleton organization. The record is from RefSeq and is a predicted model, not a curated record. Gene Ontology annotation, cellular component: plasma membrane; cell division site; cytoplasm. Gene Ontology annotation, molecular function: GTPase activator activity.
UUUGUCUCAGGGCUAUUCCUGGUCAUCUUCAAAUUCCUGUUUCAGAUUCAGCGGCCUCUCGAUUUAACAAUUGUUCUACUGACCGCAUUACCUGCCGGAUCUGGUAGUCUGUACACCUGUCUCCUCCCAUUCCUUCAAGUCGGCAUUGGCAUCUGUGCUUGAUCAAAGACGAUCUCGCUCAUAUCCUCCUCGCCUAUCAAAUUACCCCAGCUUGUUCUCCGCGCCCGCCUGGACGCCCCUGCGACGGCCAUUGUCCAGCGACUGCGAGUCCUGCCUUCAUCUCUGGCCGCCUAUACACGAACCUGGCCUCUACAUCAUGGCGACAGAGAAUGCUCCUGCGCAAAGCAGGCCGAAGGUGCCUGGUUUCACAGACUCCUUCUGGUCUUCUGACUAUGCCGGUGGUUUAGGGGUGCUGUUCCAGAAACUCCAACAAGGUAUUGUCGAAAAUAACCAGAUCUUGACAAUUGCCAGUAUGCGGGCCGAUGCCGAAGAAUUGUAUAGUGAUCGCCUGGGAGACAUUGCGCCCUCCGUGGACCGAAUGACGGGCGGCUUUGCACGGGAUGACGGCGCAAGUACUCGCAAGGCAUACGAAGGCGUCCGCAGCGAAAUGGUAGAAGCCACGAAGAAUCACAAGAAGAUCGCCGAUAACAUUCGCGAAUUAGUAGUCAACCCUUUCUCCAGAUGGUGCGAUGCGCAUGCAACGAGGAUAUCAAGUUCGCAGGAAGACCUGCAAUCCAAGAUCAAGGCGCAUGACCGACAAGCAGAUCAAGUCAAGAAAUUGCGGAGUCAAUAUUACAAUAAGUGCAGACUGGUGGAAGAUCUGGAAGAGGAGAACAAGUUGGCUUUUCAGGACAGACCAAAUGGAAGUCCCAAAGCACAAAGCCCGCCUCCACCGAAGAUUGUCCUACCAGAAGAUGAACUCGAAGAAUUACCCGUGGAGAUUGGAGACCAGACAUACAAUCCCAAUCAACUGAAGAUGCUGCUCACAGAUAUGCUUGAAAGGAUCCCUCUGGGCGAAUACAAGGUCCCCAUAUUGGGUACAUAUCAAAACGUCUCCACUGGCACGGACAUCGUCGACUACAUACAAAAGCACAUGCAGGCGUCAAGCGUAGGCUACGCUGAGAAGAUUGGUCAGGACUUGGUGGAUCGAGGAUUUUUGCGCUUGCUUGGAAAUGUGGGUAAUACAUUUGCCAACAGUUCGAGGAUGAGAUAUCAGUGGAAGCCCCGAGUGUUCCAGAUAACUGGCGUACCGGAGAAGAAGAAGCCGUUGAGCAGGUCAAUAACAGGCUCUUCGCAGGAUGCCAUCCUGGAGUCGCCGACCAUCGGCAAUAUUACGGAGGCUUUACAGGGCUGGAAUCCGUUGAAUAAUCCCCGCCCGAAUGAAACACCUGCCGAGCGUCUGAAGCGCGAAGCCAAAGAAGCAGAUGAGAAGUACAAGGCCGCAGUCCGAAAACUUGACCUGCUCAGAUGCAAUCUGGAAGAGUCCAUGAUGGAUCAUAUGAAGUUUCUCGAGCGAUGCGAGACCGACCGAUUGAAGGCCAUCAAAUCUGUAAUUCUUGACUUCUCCGGGGCCAUCAGCAACAGCAUUCCUUCGUUCCAAAGUCAAGUGGACCAUAUGAUGCUCUACCAGGAGACGAUUCAACCCCUUGGAGACUUGCGGUAUCUGCUCGAGAAUUACAGGACUGGAGCUUUUGUGCCCAAAGUCACGCCGUAUGAGAAUUACUACGGCAGCGUGGAAGAUCAAACUUUCGGCGUCGACCUGGAAGCGAGAGCAAGAGCGGACAGAAAACGAGUACCCAUGAUCGUAACUUCGAUCUUGACUUUCCUAGAUAGUCACUAUCCGGAUUUGGAGGGCGACGAAGCAAGGAGAAAUGUGUGGCUUGUGGAUGUUCCUUUGGCAGCAACGCAUCAUCUGAGAAACCAGAUCAACAAUGGAGCGCCAGUACCGAGAGAACUGCUUGAGAAGUAUGAGGUACCGAUUGUUGCAAGCGUUUUGAAGCUGUAUCUCCUUGAGCUGCCUGAUUCCCUGGUCUCCUCACAAGUCUACGAAAUCAUCAAAACAAUAUAUGCUACAACUUCUGACGCAGUGCCAAACCCGAUCUCGACCGAGUCCAUGGAUGCUACGCCUAGAAUCAAGGUCUUGCAGUCAACCUUGGGGCAGCUUCGACUCAACAACAUUGCCACGCUCGAUGCAAUCGCAACCCACUUCACAAGACUUAUUGAUCUUACUUCUGCUGAUGAAGCUUACGUGACCGCCCUGGCCCAAUCCCUAGCACCUUGUAUACUACGCCCACGGACGGAAAGUUCUCUCACCCUGGAAGAACGACACGCAUAUCGACUAAUCCGAGAUUUAUUUGAGCACAAGGAGUCAAUCUUUGGCGAACUCAAGCGCCAAUCCUCCACGAGCGUGUCAACCCGUCAACGAGCGGUUAGCACCAACGACGAACGAUCGAGGAGAGCGAACAUGGAAGAACGAGCACGAGCCAUCACCGAACAAAGACAGCGAGAUAAGAGUCCAGGACCAGCGAACCGGCACAGACGGGACAAGAGUACCGAUGGCAGCAUGGGACGGUUUCCUGUCGUUGCAAGUCCGAGACUCGAUCAUGGAAGAAGCGUGAGCGGAGUUGGCCUGCCUUCCAAGAGGACGAGCUUGGAAGUACCCGGUAGUACUGAGAAUUCCCCAGUCCAGGCCAGACAUCACAAUCAAUCAACUGUGGAUAGGAACUCUGUUACAAGUGUUCAGCCAUUGAGCUCAGCGAUGAAUGGUCAGGGACAGGGAGAAACUACGCCUGAGGUUAUGAACCUGCCGAGCACGUUUAGCGGUGGUGGGCCUGGACCCCAUAUUCCACCGCCACUGGAUGAUGAUGAUCAAGAAUCGGAUUCCGCGUCGGGACCGGCGCAGCCGCCACCCCAACAUGAACAGGAUGGGGCUUCAAGAGUUGGCUCACUAAAGAGGAGUGCCCCCGGGAGCGGAAGGAAACCUGUCGGAGGCGGAGCGGGGAGUUUGAGCAGGAGGACCUAUCAGGCUUAUGAGGGAUCACAGCCGAAUCAGGGAGUGCAGUUGGUGGAUAGGCCGAUGAAUCAUUAUUCAUGAUCACCGAGUAGCGAACUCGUGGUCAGGACUGUCGUCUUUUGAGAAUGAUGCGAUUGAGCCCAGCAUUUCAAGCGCGCAAUGUGUGUAUUUAAUGGCUCGACUGGCAACCAGCAGAAGCGGCCAUGUGUGAGGUGGAAUGUGUAUGAUUAGAUAGGACGAAGGCAUGUCUCAACAUGCAGACUCGCGGAA